Daldinia vernicosa is the source of this 3117-nucleotide messenger RNA. RefSeq lists its product as uncharacterized. The coding region runs from base 1 to 3117 and encodes 1038 amino acids. NCBI's taxonomy places the organism in Eukaryota, Fungi, Ascomycota, Sordariomycetes, Xylariales, Hypoxylaceae. The record is from RefSeq and is a predicted model, not a curated record. The transcript has 2 exons.
AUGGACCCCUCUAACGGUUCUCGCGGAAGAGGCCGGAAGAGUUUUACUUUUACAAGUCCCUUUGCCGCUACUUCAUCACCUCAUAACUCAUCUGAGCAGCCUAUGCAACAACCUUCAUCCGCAGCAUCUUCUUUUUCUUUUACUGCAGAGACCCCGAGCCCUUCCGCUUCUAGGGAAAAGCGAAUUCGCGCUCGCAACAUCGACAGUUCCGGCACUAUGCCAGAAGAUUCCGCAAGCAAAGGAGGACGCUCCUUGAGAAAACGUCCUCGUGUUGACUAUACAUUUGACCAGCUUGAUGACAUUGAGAGCCACAAUGCAAAAUCUACACCCAACGCCACUCGCACAUUGAAGAGACGGAAGACUGACUUCGUUCCCAAUGGGAAUGAGACGAACGAAGAUGCUGAAGCUCGCACUAGCAGACGAGCUUCCGAGCAGCCUCAGCCAUCAUCAUCUCGCAAACGUAACACUGGAAAGUCUACAGCAGAGCCUCAGACUUAUGUACCAGAACAGCAGAUGGAUGAUGUCGAAGUACGAGACACCAUUGAAGUUGGUGGACAUCAUAGCGGAGAGUCGGAUGAGUCGAUGCUUAGACGCACUAGCACUGGCUCUGGCUCUGGCUCUGGCUCCUCGAAUAAUGGGACCAAGGCUCCCAUUCCUAACAUUUCCGUUGAUAUGUCUAUUUCUUCGGAAUCCUCACAAUCAUCGAAGCCGUCGGAGACCUCAGUGCCUUCGGUGCCUUCAGAACCCUCACAGCCUUCGCAACUUUCACUAUAUACCGCCUCGGGCGAGAGCCACACUGAUCUCCAAAAAGCUCAACCCGAAACUAUGGCCGGAAACGAAGGUGAAUCCCGAGAGCAAGAAGACGAGGCGGAGGAUGAUGAGAUGCCUGACAUAGAUGACAAUCAAACCGAACCCGACUUACUCGACCAUCUCACUCCAUAUAUCAGUGGCUCUUUCGUUUACUACCCGGACUACCAGGAUGAUGAGCUCGAGCUGCCGGAAGCCGAGGCAGAGCCCGAGAUUGAUGCUGAAGCUGAAGCGAACCCUGGUACUUCAGUCAAUGCUGAGGCAGAUCCUGAAGCUAGUCUAGAACCCGACGUGGCUAACGAAGACGGCCCAGAAGUCGUCGCUGCUGAAGAAGCGGUUGUUGAGGACACUCCAGCCGACACUGCCGCAAAUUCUCCCGCUGCUGAAUUAGAGUCAUCUGGUACACAACCAGCAGAUAUGAAACAAUUCCGGUUCAAGCAGACUAGAGAGGCAUCUGAAUUCACCGAUCUGUUCAAAGACAUCAAGUCUUUGUCUCCCAAAGAGCUCUAUCGAAGAGUCGAAAUUACGAACAAGGCUCUUGAGGCAUGGCAGGAAGAGUUCAAGGAGCUGCGAAAGUGGACAGAUGAUUAUGAUAAUUCAAUUCGCAACCACAAAGAAGAGGAAGCCUUCAAUCGUCGCUUCAAGGCCGCUAUUGCAAGAGACCCUAGCGCAAACCCCAUUCAAAAAGACUUUGUCGUCAAGGGCGUUAGAGCCAGGGACACGACAGAUCCAGAAAUCGCCUAUGCCCGACAGCAAGACAGAAUCAUGGCCAGCGUCUACGGAUUCGAAUAUGAUCCCAGAGCAGAUAAAGUAGGCAAACAAGACCCCAUUGCGCAACGAACUGGCUUGGGUCGCCACGGGCGUCUUCGCGAGAGACCCAAACAGACUGCCAAGGCAGCCGAGGCCGAAGAUCCCAAUAUUAUUCAGGGAAAGCGAACAAGAAAGCCACCCGAGAGGUUCAACGAAGGUGAAGCCACUAGCAGAGGCUCUACCCCGGUUCCAGCUCAACGCCGAGGACGUCGUGGCGCAUUGGCACAAGAGAACGGCGAGCCUCAAUCUCAGGCUCAGAAUACUAGCGUACCGAGCGUAGCACCCGAGCCGGCCGAGAAAGAACCGCCUAAGAAGAAAGGAAAAGGCGGCAGACCUCGUAAGAACCCACUCCCGGCACCGGAAGCUCAACCUACUCCGGCCCCAGAACCAGAGCAUGAAGAGCCCAAUCCCGAACCCCAGCCGGUUAGCGACUCACGACCCAAGGUGCAACCAAAGACACUAUCCAAGUCGCAAGCUAAGCCCGGUCCCAAGGCUAAGCCUGUUGCAGAACCUACGCCACAGCUCGAUACGGAAUCCAAACCAGAAUUAGCGCCCUCGCUUAAGAGAGGAAAUGAGGAGGCGGCUGUAGAGGAAGAACAGCCUCGCAAGCGUAAGCGCAAGGCCCCUGCAAAUGCUACAGCAGUUGUAGAACGGGAGGAAGAAGAAAAUGUGCCUAAUGGUGUAGAGCCUCUAACACCCUCAAAGCCGGCUCGUCGCACGAACUCCCGAAAAUCCGAUAUUCCAUCCGGAUCCUUCAAGACUGCAACUCCCAAGACAGUUACUUCUACGAGUCAUCAAGCCGAGGAGCCUCGUCCUCCUACUGCAUCAUCUACUGCAACAGCUGAGACAGUGGCGUCUACAAGUAACUACCAGCUCCGCGAGAAACGCCAAAGAAAGUUCACUAAUGAUAUCAACGAUGAUGACUUCAUUGAAGAACCUAAACCCAAGCGUGCUAAACGCGCCCCAAAGAAAACACAGACCAAGGUCGAAGAUCUCACACCUGCUCCGGAACCAGCUCCUGUCCAGCAAACAGAGCAGAAGGCUCCUCCCGCACCUAAACCGCCUACCAAGAUCAAGUUCAAGGUAAAGAACCAGCAUCCCGCCCCCGUACCCGCUCUCAGCACACCACCGCUAGUUCCUUCGAACUUAGCACCAGUUCACACCGACCAUACUACCAACGGGAAUUCUAAUGGCGACAACGGUAGCAAUGGGUUUGCUGAGUCUAACACACCCGACGGAGAGAUUGGUGCGGACCCCAACAAGGACUACAAUUCUAUGACUAAGUCUGAAAAGAUGUCCUAUUCUAUGAAAGCUCGAUGGGCAUCUGGCUCUAUGAACACAGCCGUGGCCAAGCGCCGUGCAACGCUUGCCGCCAAGAAGCAGAGCGCCAAGCCGCCUGCGGGAGCUAAUCCUACGGUUCCCAACCAAGCAGGAACGCCCACCUCUGGAUCUACGCCAGGUGGCGACGAAGACGAUGAUGCCACUGCCCUAAGGCAGUAA